Molecule: messenger RNA, 1328 nt
Organism: Engraulis encrasicolus (European anchovy)
Lineage: Eukaryota; Metazoa; Chordata; Actinopteri; Clupeiformes; Engraulidae
Gene: acbd6
Product: acyl-CoA binding domain containing 6
Exons: 8
Coding region: 161-1066 (301 amino acids)
Biological process (GO): proteolysis
Molecular function (GO): fatty-acyl-CoA binding; protein binding; aspartic-type endopeptidase activity
Source: RefSeq, a predicted model, not a curated record
CAGAAGAAGAAAAACAAGGAAGAGUUGGUUAUUUUCGUUGUCAUUUCUGGGGAUUUUUUUUCUGUCAGAGGUUGUAAAUUGAGCAAUUGGCGACAGGACAGGACUCCAGAGUUGGCUAGAUGACUGUUAACGCUUACGUUUUUAGAAAAACGUAGAAAGUAUGGCGUCUCGAUCACAGUCAUCAUCUCCGAACUCCAUAAGUGGCUCAGGUAAUGGCACUGCUACAGACCCUGCACGGCCCGAUACUGGAGAGCCACUAUGUUCGGAUUCCGACUCAGAUAUCGGUUUGGGACAGCUAGAUUGUGGUGGAGACUGCAGUCGUCUGGAAGGAGAAGAACUGGAAGAUGCCUUUCAAACAGCAGCGGACCGACUUGGACUGCUUGUCCAAAAGGCCAGUCGAGAACAGCUGCUGUACCUGUAUGCUAGGUACAAACAGGCCAAGAAUGGGACGUGCAAUACAGAAAAGCCGGGGUUCUUUGAUUUUGAGGGACAGCGGAAAUGGCAAGCGUGGAAACAGCUGGGAGACAUGGCUGCCGAACAGGCUAUGCAGGAAUAUGUUGCGUGUAUAAAGUCUCUAGACCCAGACUCCCAAAGUUGGAAGACCUCCGAGAGAAAAGGUGCUGCACGAAUGAUGGGCUUUGGUGGACCGGCUGUCAGCUCACUUUAUCAAGAGGAGACGAUAAGGGAAGAAGAUAAGAAUAUUUUCGACUACUGCCGGGAGAACAACAUUGAGCACAUCACCAAGGCUAUUCAUUCAGAGAAAGUGGAUAUCAAUGCUAAAGAUGAAGAGGGACGGGCCCUACUACACUGGGCAUGUGAUCGUGGACACAAGGAUCUGGUGUCUGUGCUCCUUUCAAACAAAGCUGACAUAAAUAGCCAAGACAAUGAAGGACAGACAGCGUUACAUUAUGCGUCUGCAUGCGAGUUUGCGGAUAUUGUGGAGCUGCUUCUGGACACUGGAGCUGAUCCAUCCAUCAAAGACAUGGAAGGUUCUCUACCUGAAGAAGUCACAGAAUCCAGUACCAUUUCAUCACUUCUCCGACAGUACACAGCUUCCAAAGGUUGAAUCCUUCCAUUCCCACUACUUCUUUUCCCUUCCCUUCCCUUCCCUUCCCUUCCCUUCCCUUCCCUUCCCUUCCCUUCCCUUCCCUUCCCUUCCCUACCACACCCCACCCCACCCCCCUGCAUCAAAAAUGAUUUGCCUUAGCAUUUAUUCUGAUGUUAUGGGGUCAUCCAGUGUAAAAUCAACUCUCAUGUUCAUCCACGUAAACAUAUAAUAAGACAGUCAUUUUCAAAAACAAUAAAAAGUAUAUAUAAAAAACAUCCUA